Desarmillaria tabescens is the source of this 1088-nucleotide messenger RNA. RefSeq lists its product as uncharacterized. The coding region runs from base 324 to 944 and encodes 206 amino acids. Lineage: Eukaryota; Fungi; Basidiomycota; Agaricomycetes; Agaricales; Physalacriaceae. The record is from RefSeq and is a predicted model, not a curated record. The transcript is spliced from 3 exons.
UAUCUAGGCUUCGCAGGUGGCGGCGCCUUGCGUAGUUUUCUGGGCCUGCGAAUAUAGGCCAGCAGAGGGUUCCUGUCCUCGCCGGCGUCUGAAUCGUCGAAAUGGAGGUUCCUCGAAAGCCAGCUUAGGCUCAUCGUGGUUGAGGGUCGUCCUUGGACAUGGUGAUAACCCACAAAAACGGCCCGCGGAGCUUUCCGUGGAGUAUGUCUUGAACCGAACUGCCUCAUGUCCAGGACCCCAGUUCUCGACCGCCGAUCCCUGCCAAGCAACCUAUCUUUCUGCUCAUCUGUCGAAGAUGCACACCUUCGAUAGUGAUUGCUCUAAUGUUUAUUGUUUCAUUCAUGGUACCAGCCGUGGUCCUAAUGACUACUAACUUGGGUGGCCUCUCGUCAUUGUUUUUUUUUUUGGAUCUGCAUUCAGUGCGGACAAUGCGUCUCAGUGGUGUCCGUUAUGUACAGUCCUCAUUCAGGACGCCCUAUAAGGUGGUAUAUUCCUUUCAGUUCCCCCAAAUUCACGAUGAAGUUCUCAAAGGCGCUCAAUGCCAAGAAUUUGCAAGGCACGAUGAAGGCCCCGACUUGGAUUCUCAAGCCUCUCAAGUGCAGGACAUGCCAUCCUAUGACCAAGCUCAAGAAGCACAGGACGAUCAGGUGCCUAUCGGCGAAGCCCAACCUCAAGUUGGGACUGACGAUCCAAUUAAACCACAAGCGACCUCAAACCAUGCACCAUUGCUACUACAAGAACUGGAGGAACCGUUCUCCCCAGACAGUGACCCCGACCCGCUACACUUCGUCGACCCUUGGGAUUUCCUCUUAACACACCCCGAAGGUUUACCCCACCCCAACUCGGAACCUCCUCUGGACCUCGGACUCGGACUUGGUUUGUUCGAUUUUGAAUCGGAGUCGUUGUUGGAAUGGGACCAGAUGCAGGUAUAUUCAUCACUAUGACCUAAUUCAUCAAAGAUGCACCAUGACAAUCUGUUCCUCCUGGUUCUUACGAUGAUGAUUAAACAUCAUGCAACAUGUCCCGUCCUAGAUCAUCUUGUCAUCUUCAUGCAAUGCUCUGUUUUUUCCGCCGCACCUUUCCAUUUG